This is a messenger RNA of Hemiscyllium ocellatum (epaulette shark), 5443 nucleotides long. It is a transcript of the gene cdk14, whose product is annotated as cyclin dependent kinase 14. The record is from RefSeq and is a predicted model, not a curated record. Lineage: Eukaryota; Metazoa; Chordata; Chondrichthyes; Orectolobiformes; Hemiscylliidae. Bases 450 to 1859 code for a protein of 469 amino acids. Gene Ontology annotation, cellular component: cytoplasm; cytosol; nucleus. Gene Ontology annotation, molecular function: cyclin binding; ATP binding; cyclin-dependent protein serine/threonine kinase activity. The transcript is spliced from 15 exons. Gene Ontology annotation, biological process: protein phosphorylation.
AAUGACAGCCCAGCUCACUGAGGUUUUGAGAGGGUGACUGCUUACUGUUGGCUCAGUGCUGACAGUGGUUAUCACUCAAAAGCAAACCUCCCCUUUCGCUCUUUCUUCCUCCUUCUUCGAAAUACAGAAGAAUUGAUUCCAGCGCCGCUUAUCUGGAUGAAUUACUUUGUCUUAGUGGCGUGCCAAGAAUUCAAGAGAGAGAGAGGGGAAGGGGGAAACUCUCCAGGAUAUAACUUGUAGAAAAAAAACGCCGAGGGGCUGUGAAUAUACUUCCUGUGUUUGACAGGAGGAUGGGGGGAAGCCUUCAAACUUAAGCCCACCGUUUCGUCUUUCCCUUGCAGCUAUUCGUUUUAAAGGGGGAGGGGACCCGUAUUUUGUUUUCCGGCCCCUUUUUUGAGAGAUUUACCGAGGAUUCGGAAGAGGCACCAGUUUGGACCAUUCUGCCAAAGAUGUGUGAUAUGAUUUCAGAGCAGUCGACUGAGAAAAUCGGCAGAAUGAAAAAGUUGAGAAGAACUUUGUCUGAAAGUUUUAGUCGUUUGGCCUUGAAGAAAGAUGACAAUAACUUUGAUGAGAUAUGCGUCGCAAAGAUGUCCACACACAAUUCUCAGGCCGUCGAUUCAGUCAUCAAACCGCUGGACACCAUUCCUGAGGAUAGAAAAGUCAGGGUGCAAAGGACACAGAGCAGUUUUGAUCCAUUUGAGAAACCAACAAGCCAAGUGAAGAGGGUUCAUUCUGAGAACAAUGCUUGCAUAAACACCAAGUGUUCAUCUGGUGGUAAAGAAUCUCCAAAAUUGAGACGACACUCCAGUCCCAGUUCCCCAACGAGCCCUAAAUUUGGAAAAGCUGACUCGUAUGAAAAAUUAGAAAAACUAGGCGAAGGGUCCUAUGCCACAGUGUAUAAAGGAAAAAGCAAAGUGCAUGGGAAGUUGGUAGCUUUAAAGGUCAUCAGGCUACAAGAAGAGGAAGGAACCCCAUUCACAGCAAUACGAGAAGCUUCCUUGUUGAAAGGGCUGAAACAUACUAACAUAGUUCUGCUCCAUGAUAUCAUUCAUACCAAGGAGACCCUGACCCUUGUAUUUGAAUAUGUGCAUACAGACCUAUGUCAAUACAUGGACAAACACCCAGGGGGAUUACUUCCAGAUAAUGUGAAGCUCUUCUUGUUUCAGUUGCUGCGGGGCCUAUCCUACAUUCAUCAACGAUAUAUCCUGCACAGAGACCUGAAGCCUCAGAACUUGCUCAUCAGUGAUAAUGGAGAAUUGAAAUUGGCAGAUUUUGGACUUGCCCGAGCUAAGUCCGUACCCAGCCACACGUAUUCCAAUGAGGUGGUUACCCUAUGGUACAGACCUCCAGAUGUCCUCCUGGGUUCCACAGAGUACUCCACCUGCCUCGACAUGUGGGGUGUGGGCUGUAUUUUUGUUGAAAUGAUUCAAGGAGUUGCUGCUUUUCCAGGAAUGAAGGAUGUUCAGGAUCAACUAGAACGAAUAUUUUUGGUUUUGGGCACUCCAACGGAGGAAACCUGGCCUGGUGUUCACUCUUUACCACAUUUGAAAACAGAUCGUUUCACACAGUACAGUUCUAAAAAACUUCGACAUGCGUGGAAUAAACUAGAUUAUGUGCCCCAUGCUGAAGAUCUUGCCUCAAAGCUUCUCCAGUGCUUUCCAAAAAACAGACUGUCGGCUCACGCUGCCCUGAACCAUGAGUACUUCAGUGAUCUUCCUCCACGGCUUUGGGAACUCUCAGACAUGUGCUCUGUUUUCUCGGUGCCCAGUGUGAAGCUGCAGCCUGAGAUAGGUGACAGUUCAAAGGUUUAUGGAAGAAGUGGCAAUCAUGGUAAAAGUUUUUUGAACCACAAGCACUGAGGAAUUAUUGUCCUUGCCUACAGUACAAAGGUUAACUCCAUCGCCUGUUCCAAAGAGCAGCUAAAGAAGCAGAAGAGCAAAGGAAUUCAAGAACCUAUUCUCCUGUUGUUACGGUCAUGUUAGCAAAUGGCUGCUGUUUUUGUUACAAUUCUUUACAUUAGCAUUGUGUGGGAUUAUGUGUGCUUGUACUCUGAAUUUGACAUAUUGAAUGCUAAACCACGGCAUGCAAGAACCACCUUGUUUUUUUUUAAGUAGUUUGUUUAGAGAUCCACUUUGCUGAUAAAUGAUCCGUGCUGCUUUACAGGCUCUUGUCUGUCAGUCUUUUGAUUUUCUAUACUAGGGUAGCAUUUUUGUAAAGCUCAUUCAGAUUUCAUUGAAAUGCUGAAGAUUUUUUUUUGAAACUUUCAUGGGCAUGCCAGGAAAUCCUCUGAUGUCAGGAUUACAAAGCAAUCAACAGUGGCAUGAAAGACGUUGCAUAUGUUUUACAAAAAUCAGCAUACUUUUGUAUACAAUUGAAAUGAAAUAGCUAGUGAACCACUGUGAACAUUUCUGACAGUGCUCCAGCUGGGAUCUUGCAAGGAACAUAGAGAGAGAGUCAUAGAGAUAGAUAAAUCCACAGCGGAUGGGGUGAGCUGCAGUGUUUAAAAUGGUUUGUACUAUCACGAGGAUCAUCUGCUUAGUUUUUUUGGAAGAAUACAAAAACCAUGUAAAUAAUGAAACCUCGUUAGUUCCGAUUAAGUCGGGCGUUAGAAUUAUGCCCCAAUUCUUUGUCAGUUCAGACCUUGGAAAAGAAACAUUGCAGUGUGUCUAUUCAGGUUAAAGACUCUGGAGUGACUCAUUUGAGAAACAGAGUUAAAACGUAUGAGGUUUGCAACACUCUGUUUAGCAGGAACCAGUGGGUUCUUCAAAUACUGUUUUUGUCCUUCUAAUUUUGUGGCCUCAGACCAUCUAUUUUGUACAGUAUUGGCAACAACCCUGACCGAAUUCUAAUAUAAAGAUAAAUGUGUAACACACAAAAAAAUUUACACUUACUAUUACCCUUGACUAAAAUUUCUGCUUAGUUCAUAGUGAAAUUAUAAACGUAUUCAUUGCACACACCCUCAUGAUCUCACUGUAACUAUCAACAGAUACCUUCACCUACCACAUUUUUAUUGUCCUAAUUUUUAUUCACAGCAUUUCAUGUCUCUGCCUACUGUUGUGACCAUUGUUUUCUUUUGUCACUCAUAGGCUCUUGGUUACUAUUUUCUCUCAUGAAAUGUAAGGGAUUAUGUUCAGUUGAGCUCAAAUACAUUUAAUUCUGCAACACAAUAACAGUUGCAUUUUAUUUUCUUUCAACCCUUCUGGAAAAAAGUCCUAUUUUAUUGUUCUGUCCAGCCAAGAAAAGAAUAAGCGUUAACAUUCUGGAAUAUUCAUUCAUUGCAACAACAAAAUUGAAGUCUGUAGAAUAAGCAUUGCAUAAAUUAUACAUUAAAUAUACACAAACCUAUUGUGGUUUGUUGCUUAUCAACCAGGAAGGGGGGGGGGAAGUACAGAUGGACCUUGGACUAUUCCAAAUUGUUAUUAAAAAUGCUUUUGUUUAGUUCAAAGAUUAGAAGGAAGAGAGAUGGAUGUAAUAUUUUUUCCCAUUUUAAUUAAACAACAUAAAUGUGGGAUCUUUUCAGGUUUUCCAAUUAAUCUCAAUUAAUAAUCCAGUUUUAUUUUUAUAAUUCCAUUAUGUUUCGAUCAGCGUUCCUCUUUCCAUGAUCUUUUUCAGCAUAAUAUUGCAGGCUGUCUACUUAGUACUGACCUUUGUUUUUAAGAGACACCUAAAUGUGAAAAGAGCGUACAUGCUUACAUUCAAUGUUAUGAAUGAUAACUUUCAAUAUUGUAUAUGUCAUUAAGGACUGAUAUUUAAGUUGAACUGUUGGCUUAAUUUGCUUAUAUAUCUUGUGAGAAAUUAAAAGAUGUCACAAUGAUUAAAUUUAGAUUCAGUCCUUCCUGACAAACAUUAUUGUGGGAGUUAAAGUAAAAAUCUACUUUGCAGUUUUUACAUUGUGUAAUAUGAUGACGUCAAUUUGUAAUGUUUGACUUCACCUUCACUCUGUCAGCAGUUUCAUAUGCAUAACUGCCAAUCUGACCAUACCUUUGAUUGUACGUUUAUUUUGGUUGCGUCAAUUUCUAACAGUUAUUUGAAUGAACAAAUCUCAGAGCACAUUUUGCUGAUGCAACUUACUAUUAGUUACAUAUGAGGGUCUUGAAAUAUUAGUAUUCAAAUGUUUUUAAAAUAAAGUUAGGAGGCAAAAAUGUUUAAGAAAUAUCUUUUGAAGGUUUUUUUUUAAAAAGCCUGUUAAUAUAGAUCUGUCUCUUCAAGGUCAUUAUUAAUGGUGAAUUAUGCAUUUACAAUACUUCUUUGCAAUUUGACCCCAUACAAUGUGUAUGUGAGAUUAAUUUCAUGAAUACGUUUUCUGUAAGUUUUAAAACCAACUGAGAAAAACAAGCAAAUUGACCUGUACUGUAGCAUAGUUACUUUGUAAGAGUGGUUGUGAUAUUUGAUUGAAGUGUGCUCUUUUUAUUUAUCAAUCUUGAUUUUUCUAUAAAAUAGUUUGCACUGUGUUUUGCUGACUUUACAAUCACUGAAAUAUACAGCUUAGAAUUUUAAAGGAAUUUAAUGGUGCACUGGGUACUUCAAUUAUGUCGGUACUUGCACAAGAAAGCAAACUCUAGGAGUUAGAAACUUUGGAAAUAUAUUAUGAAGUGAACACAUUUAUUAACUGUUUUUGUAAAUAUUAUUUUACGUGCUUUUGCAGUGAUACUACGUUGGGCAUACAAUAUUAUUUUUGAGGUUUUAAUGUCACAUCAACAGAUGUUAAUGAGCUUUAUUUGAUAAAUAAUUCUUGGUUGACUAAAAUUUGGUACUAGCAAGAAUGCAGAAAAAUGUAAGCAGUCACUGUGCAGCUUGUGUGAUAAUCAGUCCAGUUCAUCUGUUCGCUUCAUUUGUCCGUAUCAUGGAAUGUGCAGUCUCAUAUAUUAAACUGCUAAAAUGUCCUGUGAAUAUUUAUUUUUUGUAACAUUUUAAAGAAAUAUGUUCCCUGUCAAGUCUUUACAAAAGAGUUGAGAAAAGGAUGACACUGUUCAUCUCAAGUUUAAUGAUAGUUCAGUGAUUGAGAUAACCCAGUAUGUAUGGUAUCUCAAUUUUGAACGUCUCCCCAUAGACAUUUAUAUUAAGAUCAUCAUAUAUUUAUGUUGUACUGUCUUGUAAAUUCCUUGAGCACACAGGUAAAGGCAAGUAUCCCCAAUAUGCAUCUGUGAUGUGGUGUUCAAGAAAAAUGCACAAGUAUGCUUCAGUUAUUGGGGUUUUUUUGUAUGAUGCAUCUCUCCAAUCCAUCUCCUUAACAUUCUGUAGUUUGGUACAGAGACAAAAAUAUUCAUGAAAUACAAACAAAUGACCAACAUUAAAACAAAAUCUAGAAUGUAGUAACAGUAUAAAUGUUGCAUUGUUUGUUACAAAUUAUAUGUAAUGUACUAUUACAGACGUAUUAAUGGUAUGUCCUUCUGUAACUGUUGGUUUCUUGGUACAUGGAAAUAAAAUACAUCUGUAUUUUAAA